Messenger RNA from Lampris incognitus (smalleye Pacific opah), 1139 nucleotides. RefSeq names its product BCL2 interacting protein like (gene bnipl). Bases 90 to 1139 code for a protein of 349 amino acids. Gene Ontology annotation, cellular component: cytoplasm. Lineage: Eukaryota; Metazoa; Chordata; Actinopteri; Lampriformes; Lampridae. The transcript is spliced from 9 exons. The record is from RefSeq and is a predicted model, not a curated record. Gene Ontology annotation, biological process: apoptotic process.
CUGAAUGACUGGUUGACUGUUGAAACAUCGUCCAUUUGCUUCAUGUUCUGGUUGUCGUCUCUGUGCUGGAGCGGAGCCGGAUACCAGAGAUGGGAAGCUACAGCCAGGAUAUGGACCAGUAUGUGCUGAACAGGGCUCCGGAGGCCAGCGUCAUGGAGCUGAGUGAGGAGUGGCAGGAUGAGGAGUUCCCCAGGCCUCUCCCAGAGGAUUCUGGGAUUCCACAGGAGGAGAGCCCAGCCACCAGCAGCGACAGACCAGCUCCACCCACCAGCCUGGCCCUCACAGGGGUAAUAGAGGGCAGGGCGAAGAAGCGUCUGACGGCCCCGACCUUGAGCCUGACACUGAGCGCUGGGUCCCACGAUGAAGGCUUCUCCACCGCUGCUCUCUCUGCCUCCCCCGAUGACACGUCGUCCCUGGACAUCAACCUGGAAGCCCUGGAGACGCCGUCUGAGAGCGAAUCCUGCAACUUCCCUGGCAGCCUGCACGAACUGGAGUGGGAGGACGACCUCCCUCGGCUGGGUAUGAGUGGGUCUGGCGGCGGGUCAGGGGGUCUGGCUAAUUCCUCAGGGGUGGAGCAUGCUGAGAUGGGUUCUCUGGAGCUGGACCAGGUGGACAGUAAGGGGCGCCGAUGGAGGAGGUUCUGCAUCACAGGACAAGAGUUCCACGUCAACAUGAGCGUCCUGGAGCCGUACCUGCAGGUCCUGUCCCAUGGAGGUUACUAUGACGAUGGUAUGAAUGCCAUCAUCCUGUUCUCCUCCUGCUACCUGCCUGAGAACUCUGUGGAAAACUACGACUACGUCAUGGAAAACCUGUUCCGGUACAUUGUUGGGACGUUGGACCUGAUGGUAUCGGAGAACUACAUCCUGGUGUACUUGUGUGGGAUGGCUCAGAGGAACAAGAUGCCAGCCAUUAAGUGGUUGCGACAGUGUUACACUUCCAUAGACAGACGGCUAAAGAAGGACUUGAAGGGGCUGUUGGUGGUCCAUCCUGCCUGGUACAUCAAGGCGCUCAUCACGCUGGUCAAACCCUUCAUCAGUGAUAAGUUCAGCAGGAAGAUUCGAUUCAUCCACAGCCUGAAGGAACUGUCGGAGUUCAUCCCGACAAACCAGCUCCAGAUUCCAGACUGCAUCCGAGAGUAA